AUGCGCCUCGAUUUACCUUUCGUCCUUGGAAUAGCCACGUCGUCGUCUGCUCUGUGGUCAGUUACCUACUACACCGCAAUCGAUUGUUCAGGCCCGGGAAAAGAGAUUGGAGGUUUUGAAGCCGGGUGUCGGACUCUGGAAACCGGUACAAACUCGGUAAUGGUCUCCACCGACGAUGGCAACAACAUCACCUUGAGCACGGGCAUCAACUGCGACUCUCCUUACGAGGAUCUUAUUCUGAAUGAAGUAACUGACCGCUGUGUCAAUGCCGCUAUUCGUUCUUUCCUAUCUUAUUGA
Messenger RNA from Penicillium roqueforti, 297 nucleotides. RefSeq lists its product as uncharacterized. The coding region runs from base 1 to 297 and encodes 98 amino acids. Lineage: Eukaryota; Fungi; Ascomycota; Eurotiomycetes; Eurotiales; Aspergillaceae. The record is from RefSeq and is a predicted model, not a curated record. The transcript has a single exon.